GAAGAACGGGGCGCACCACCUAAAGUUCUAAAAAGUCGUGCGGCGGUUGGACCAUUUUUAUAUCGAUAGAGGAGCUGAGCGUCCGUUCAAUGUGUAGUAGUCAGGUUGCUUCUUCACAACGCGAAGGCGAGGACGAAGGACGAAGGUAGAUCGCUUACUGGGGAUCUGAACAAUAACCAGGGAUAGUUGUAAAGGAAUAUUGUUUCAAUACGCGUUUCAACAUAUUUUUCCACACAGCAAAAAAAACGAACCAUGGGUCCCUACAUCGGCAGCUCACAUGGCGCCGGCGAUGAGGACGUGCCGGCAAAGGUAGUUUCGGAGUGGAACGUAUCCUGAGUAAAAACGUCCCCACACCAGAGUCAAGAUGGGGACUUUGCAACACAAACCUAGAAGUUUUGGUGGUCACGCAUGACAAAUUUCAAUUCCUACUGUAGUGCAGAUUAGCGUGGACAGCCGCAUUACAAAAAAAUCUGCUUAUCCUGUUUACAGCAUUACAAAUUUUGGAACACGAUGGGAAAUUAAUGCCUACCAUGGGUAUGCGCAUCACAAAUGUUCCUGUCAUUGGAAAUCAGCAUUACAACUCUGGGGUGGGGACGUUUUUACACAGGAUAGAACGGCAAGCGACUAGGGUUGUUGGGCGUCUGCUGCUUUUCUGCCAUCACCUGCAUCACAUGCGCCGUCGUAGAGGAAACGCUCUCGGCCGUGUUAGCGUACUGAUUUUAUAUUUUCGCUUGCUGGUUCUCGAUGCUGAUGUUCUGGCUUUUCGUCUUCUCACUUUGCCACGAAAGCGCAUAAACAUUUGCUAUUGAUGCCUAAUCUUUGUCCCGGAAGCGGAACCACAUUUUCUCAAGAGUCCAACUUGAUACGGUAGCGGUUCUCAAGAUAAAGAUUCCACUACGUGCCGCACUGUAAUAAAAAUUCCAACCUCCACAGCUUUGGCCUCGGAAUCCUUGCGUUCUACACGCUGCAAAACAAGGGGCUAGAGGAUGCACCGAAGCAUACCGAGGACCUGGAGCUGUAUCAAAUGUAAAAAUGUCUGGGUCUGGAAGAAUCCAACUUGUGAUGCUGCAUUUGGAUUCCAAAAAAAUCUGUAUUGCAUGAGUACCAAAGGGAGUGUAAUUCUUGCUACGCGAAGAGGGCAUUUGUCAUGCUGAAUAGGCAUCAAGAAGCUCUCAAAGAAUCUGUGACGCUAGGGCAUGCAUCACAGACAUCAGGGCUCAUCCAAAACGUGCAUGACAAGUGACCUGGCUCGUCUUUGAUGGGCAGGCGGAUGACUGUGACCUGUCUCGCCCAUCAAGAUCCCUAAUCCGUAGCUCCUAGACGUUGCCUGGCCCGCGAAUGACUCCACGGCAGCCGGAUGUCCGUGACCUGGUUAUAAAGGGCUUCGUCGAUCGAUUGUGCCACUAGGGCCUUGUGUUCUGGCUACUCCGGAUCGCAAUCGAUGGAGGGCGGGACCUGCACCGGCGACAGGCGCUAUCCAACCAACCAACCAACCAACCAACCAAGUGUCAGAAUCUUCCAGACCCAGACAUUUUUACAUUUGAUAAGCUGACCCAGGUAGCGAAAAAAGAGGGCGUCGACCUCGACACAUUUCUCCGCGACCCCGAGUCGCACACUGCCUCCAAAAUUCUGGUCCACGCCCUGAUCAAGGAGUAUUUGCGUGUGGUGGCGCGAUUGCAGCAGGUGGAUCCCAAGGCCGCGGCCAGCGAGGAGGAAAAGGGCGAGAGUGCAGUAGAGCAGUACCAUCUGGAGACGGAGGCAAUCGCAAUUCAAAUCGACGAAUCGAAGUGUUCGAAGCAAACGGAGUCAACGGACGGUACUGAUGUGAAAAAACUCUCUUCGAUUCAUUAUUGUGAAUGAGAAAAUACAAGACGUGGUUUUCAAUUUUGCGUCACAUUGUCAGACUUCAAUACUCACAUGUCUAUUUUUUGAUCCUGAAAAUAUGAUUCGUUGCCUUGGAAUUGCAGAACUGCAUUGAACCGAUUUUGAUGACAGUGGCCAACGGUGGUUCGCGAAAGGCGAGUUACGACUCCGAAUUCGACGAAGGGCAGAUGAUUGUGGAGGACGAAGUGGACGGGUUGAAGCUCGCAAAGAAGGAGAAGAAGGCGAAGAAGGAGAAAAGCGGUAUCAAUCAAAAAUGAUGUUGUAGCCACGUGGCUCCUUCCACUUUUUGUUUUUCAUAUGCUUCUUUCGAUGUAAAUUGCAGGUAUCUUGUAUGUACUUACUUGUAUGGUGUUGCAAAAAUCACUACACAGGUGAUGCGGAUAAGAAGGAGAAGAAAGAAAAGAAGAAGAAGUAUCAAAAUGAAAAGUACCCACCCCAACAGGAGGAAAGGCUUGUAUUGUAAAACUUUCGAGUGCAACCACUUACUUACCCCAUUGCAUGCAUCAGCAUCACAGGUUCUUUUCGCUGCAGACUACAACGCAAAAGAUGUGUUGCAAAAGGCCGAGCAUCAGCGGGGCUUCGCUUUUCUAGAAUCUAGAUGAGCGAGACUCGUAGUGCUUUUACGCAAAACAGAGAUGGGUUCCAGAUCCACUUAAAAACUUUGAAUCAGAAACGAGUAUUUCCCGGCUCUGGGGGCGUGGUACUUUUCACUUUUAUAAGCUGCGCGCGAUUGACGAGGAAGAAGUCGAGCAGGAGUUGUAAACUUCUUUUCGUCCACAACAUAAAAAAACGUAUUGGAAUUUCAUCACCUCUACUCUUGAAAGCAGCCAGACUUCCAUAGAUACUGACUCAGUUAUUGGAUUAUUGUCCGUUUCAUGCUACUAACUUACGUCCAUGCUGUCAAGGCGGCUUUGUUUCCGGCCGAAUGUAAUGCUCCAUGUGAAAAAAUUCAGCUGAAAUUAAGUUUCUAAAAUGUAUGAAAUCCAAAGCUCACGAACAAUACUAGCUCAUGUACCUGAUCUAUCAAAUCUCUACCCACGAUUAACAUGUGCUAUACUUAUACCAUGCCCGCUGUUGUACCGUCACACGUGCACAAUAUUCGUAGACCUCAAAAGAUGAACAGCAUGAAUCGAAUGAAUUGCAAGCACUGUUGGUCCACGAGGCUGCUGAGGCAGCAGAUGCGGCGUAUCCUUUCAAGCAGCGAACGUUGGUUCUGUUUUCUUUGGAAUCAUGAGAUCAUC
Amoebophrya sp. A120 is the source of this 3125-nucleotide messenger RNA. The record is from the annotation of a GenBank genome assembly. NCBI's taxonomy places the organism in Eukaryota, Dinophyceae, Syndiniales, Amoebophryaceae.